Pezoporus occidentalis (night parrot) is the source of this 1586-nucleotide messenger RNA. It is a transcript of the gene HROB, whose product is annotated as homologous recombination factor with OB-fold. Gene Ontology annotation, biological process: recombinational repair. NCBI's taxonomy places the organism in Eukaryota, Metazoa, Chordata, Aves, Psittaciformes, Psittacidae. The record is from RefSeq and is a predicted model, not a curated record. Bases 16 to 1455 code for a protein of 479 amino acids. The transcript is spliced from 10 exons.
UUCCGCGCCGCUGCCAUGGCCUGCGGGCUCCAGAGGCUGUUCGGGGACCUGGAGGAUGAGGAUUUCCUCUCGGCCGUGGAGGACGCCGAGAACCGGUUCCUGGCUCCCGGAGCCCCAUCCCUGAGCCACGGCGCUCCCGGAGCUCAGCCCCCGCAGCACCGCCCCGGCCCCGCGCUGCGGCCCCUGGCCGGGGGCUGCCGGAGCCCCCCGGCCCCGCGGGAUGCGCCGGGCCCCGGCCUCCUCCUGGAGGGCCCCGAGCGCGGGGAGCGGCGCCCCCGGGAAUCGGGGGCCCUCAAGAGGCCGCGGGAGGGAGCGGGGCCGGGCCCCCCCUCUGCCCCCCAGGCAGCGCCCAGGCUGGGGCUGCGGCCCAGCGCGGCCGGGACCUGCCCCCCCGCGCCCCCCGUCCCCAUGGGAAAGCCCCGGGGCUGCAUCCCCGCUCCCGCGGCUCCAUCCCCGAGGCCUUUCCAAGCCCCCCCGCACCAGGCGGGAACCGGGAGCCCCCCCAUGGAGCCACGGGGGCCGCAACCCCCUCAGGCCCCCCCCUGCCCCUCGGCGCUGCAGAGCCCGGUGGUCACCAACCACCUCGUGCAGUUGGUGGCAGCGGCCAGCAAAGCACCGGGGGCUGCCCCCCGGCCGCCAGCGCAGGGCAAGACCCGGCGGUUCCCAGGGCCCGCUGGGAUCCUGCCCCAGCAGCACGCUGGGAAGCUGCUGGAGGAGAUCCUCAUUUCUGCUCCCCAAAUUCCGUGUCACGGGGCCAUGGCAAAGCCGCAGACAGAGGGCAUGCCCAGCUCCUCGCUGCCCACAGAGGAGGAUUUCGGGAAGGGGCCCUGGCUCACCAUGAAAACAGAGCUGGAGCUGGAUGAGAGGGACCCCGGCUGCUUCCUCCGCACCUACAGUGUGAUCAUGGUGCUGCGGAAGGCAGCCUUGAAGCAGCUCCCCAGGAACAAGGUCCCCAGCAUGGCCGUGAUGAUCAGGACCCUGACCAGGACCAACGCUGAUGCUGCUGCUGUGUUCCGGGACCCAACCGGGGAGAUGCAGGGCACGGUGCAUCGCCUGCUGCUGGAGGAGAGACAGAGCGAGCUCCGGCCGGGCUCCGUGCUGCUCCUGAGGCAGGUGGGUGUGUUCUCCCCAUCCCACCGCAACCACUACCUCAACGUCACCCCCAACAACCUGCUCAAGAUCUACCCAGCAGAGCCCGAGGCCAGCUUCUCACAGCCAUCACCAGCACGGCAGGAGGUGCCUCCUCAUGCCCCAGCGCACCCCACAGAGCCCCCCCGCGGUGUCCCUGCCCCUGGUCACUGGGGGGGACACUCGAGGCCCCACGGCACAGAGCAGGCAGCUGGGCAGGAAGAGCCAGAGGGAGCUGGAGGCUAUGAUGUAGAUGACCUGGACGGGCUCCUGGGGGAGCUCCCGGAGGAUUUCUUCUCUGCUCCAGCCCAAGCUGACUGCUGCUGACCCCAGGGCUGCACCAUGGCCUGGGCUGGGCCGUGCUGAGGAUGCUGAGCAGGUGCUGCCCCGGCUGCUCCUUUCCCUGUGUGUUCUCUAUCCAGCCUAACCCCCCAUUAAAGGGCUGUUCUAUCCCUGCA